GUUCUUCGGAAGAAGAUGGACGUCGCAGCUGUCGCUACGCCUUCUCCGAGCUUCUGGAGGCAUGGCGCCGCUGGAUCCGCUGGCGCCGCGGAGCUCCAGUUUAGGGGGUGCAAGAAUGCGGGCCGGGAGCUCACGAAAUUGAGGGCAUUUCUUUGCUCCAGCUCGAUUCAGGAUUCCAGGAGUAAGCCGUGGAACGAUGCGAAUUUGGCGCGGGAGCUCCGGGAAUUCAUGGUAGCUAAUGGACUUCCUUCUGAUAAAGUUCCAAGUACAAAGGAGCUAGCGAGCAAUGGACGCCAAGAUCUUGCCAACGUUGUGAGACGCAGAGGCUACAAAGCCAUCGCACAGCUCUUAGCUUCGACUCCCGUCUCGAGCCAGCCUGUUGUUGGAAACAUUGUGGAUGAAAGUUGUGAUGCUCUACAGCCGCAAGUCGAGAACGAUGUUGUUCUUAACGGUUCUGCCAGGACAGAAGAUGAAGAGAGAGCCAGCCAUCACCAGCUUGAGUAUCUCGAUGUAAUAAGGCCGCCUUCUCCAGAUGUUCUUGGAGUAGAUUCGAGCCAGGUCUUGGAAGAAAAAGCUGAGAAGUUCCUACGUACGGGAGAGUUCUCUUCGGAUCAAGAAAACGAGGCUUUAAGCACGACUGAAGAAUCUGACAGCGAGGACGAAGCCUUGGAAAUGGUUGCACUGAGAAAAGCAGCGCUGCUACGAUCGAAGCUCACACCCUUCAUCAGCUCCAGGGAGACGGUUUCUCAGGACGAACAAAUAGCUAGCGAGAAACUAUUUGCUACUACCAAUAAAGUCCAAGAUCUCUUAGAGAAGGACAAGGGUCUUCAAUCCCAGUCGAAGGACCAAGCUCCGGUGUUUUCAGAGGAUCCGAAAGCAGCUUUGGAAAUGCGGGAGAAAGAGCUGAGCCUUUUAUCGCGUGAACUGAACGAGGCCAAGGCACAACUCGCUUUGGUACAAGCCAAGACCACGGCAGAACUGUCCCAGGCUAAGCAAGCGUCCAUGGAAAAGGACUUGCGACUCAGCGCUGCGGAGCAUGCGCUGGCGAAUCUAAAACAGGUGAAGAUAGAGUGGUGGGGUGUAGCUUCCAAAGUCGAGCUCGCUGGAAGCUUCAAUGGCUGGCAGCACUUUUUCGUGCUGGAGCCCGAUCUUUCGUCCGAGAUCGUCAAACCAGACGGAUCAAGAGGUCCGUUGUUGUGGGAGACCGAGCUAUGGCUCUAUCCUGGCGUGUACGAGAUGAAGUUCGUCGUAGAUGGCGAAUGGCAAAUAGAUCAUAGGCGAGAAGUAUCGAUGAAAAGCAUGAACCAAAACAAUAUCCUCCGCGUGGAGCUGUGAAACAUAGAAUGGCGUGGAAUAUUCGCCGGCAUUGACGGGGUCCCGGCUCCUUGUGGGCGCGGCGGCAUUCACAUAUAAUGGGAAAAAACUAGGGCGGC
This is a messenger RNA of Selaginella moellendorffii, 1433 nucleotides long. RefSeq names its product protein PTST homolog 3, chloroplastic-like. NCBI's taxonomy places the organism in Eukaryota, Viridiplantae, Streptophyta, Lycopodiopsida, Selaginellales, Selaginellaceae. The record is from RefSeq and is a predicted model, not a curated record. The transcript has 11 exons. Bases 16 to 1335 code for a protein of 439 amino acids.